Messenger RNA from Necator americanus (New World hookworm), 345 nucleotides. RefSeq lists its product as uncharacterized. The record is from RefSeq and is a predicted model, not a curated record. Bases 1 to 345 code for a protein of 114 amino acids. NCBI's taxonomy places the organism in Eukaryota, Metazoa, Nematoda, Chromadorea, Rhabditida, Ancylostomatidae. The transcript has 4 exons.
AUGAUCCAACAAAAUUUGUGUCAUAAAAACAAGGUAGAGGCUAAAAGUGAAAAGAGUGGAUCGUUUCGCCUCUGCCUAGACGAUCCACUUUUGGAUCAGCCUCCCUUUAGUCUCCUCAAUGAAGAAGGGAGGCCAAUCCAAAAAGGCUUGCAAAUUUUGUUCUCGAGUUUAUCUCAAACCGUGGAAUGUGGAAAAGAUCUGGAUCUCCUAACAUCUACCACCUACCGGAUUGGAUUUCCAACAGGCACGACGGAUAUUGUCGUUGACUGCGAAAUUAAGGAAGACCUGAGGAAAUUUCCACGCUUUAAAAUUAUUCGCCUGCACAAGCAUUCGAAAGUUCCAUGA